AUGGAGUCGGGCGAAGGGCAAGAUCGAUUGAGCUCACUUCCAGACGAUAUCCUCACCGAAAUCCUCUCUCGCCUUCCAAUCAAUUCAGCAGUCACCACCUCCGUCUUAUCCCAUCGAUGGCGCCACCUCUGGACUGCCAUCACUCGCCUUCAGAUUGAAUUCCACGCUUUUAGAAUACCCAAAUUCAGUUGCAUCCUACGACACCUUACUUCCCCGAAACUCGACAUAUUCAAAGUUGAGGUCUCACGAAGAAUCUACCGGCAUGAAGCAGAAGACGAUUAUGGAUUAGAAUCAUGUAUUCGUGAAAUUUGCCGUCGAAACGUGCAACAAGUCAUUAGCAAUGUAUUAUUUCCGAUACCUGAUUGCUUGCUUAAUUGUCGAUCUCUUGUGAUUUUGGAUUUGUUUGGUCCGUUUGCAAGGACGAAUGAUGCAUAUAAAGAUGUUGAUAUUCAACUUCCGAAUUUGAAGAAGCUUUCGUUACGAUUUCUUACUUAUGUACCUCAUUGGUUAGGGUCUUUACAUAAAUGUUCUCCAUUAUUAGAAGAUUUAACUCUCACGUCUUCCGUACUCUUUAUGCAGUCUCUAAAUACAAUGCCCUCGAUGAACAUAAUUUUCCCGAAUUUAAAGUCAUUGGAAUUAGGGUUGUUCCAUUAUAAUGUAAAGCAAACGCCGGGUAUCAAUUCGAUAAUUUCUAUCGAUGCACCAAAAUUGGCAAACCUUGUAACACAUGGUUGCGUUUUACCUUAUGGAUUUCGCACUAAUCCAACAGCAUUAGUCAAAGCGUGUAUCGACUUGAGGAAGUAUGAAUUGAGACAUGAAGACCAUGAGGUGGAGCUUCAUCGGUUUUCCGAAUUUUUCAAAAGAACGUCUAGUGUUGUUAACCUUGAGCUAGUGGUGAUGAUGGAAUGGCAAAGGAAUAUAUUCACUUACUUGAAUGUGAAUCCGCCCGUCAUGUUUUUUAAUUUAGUCCGUCUUAAAGUGACCUUGUGUGGGUUUAGUCUUAAUGAUUGCAAUGAUUUUUUGGUUUCACUGCAAUGCUUCCCCAGCUUAGAGCAUCUUUGGGUGAUGGUAAGUCGUAGCCAAAAAGAGCACACAAAUUGGUGUGCACCAAAUGUUGUACCAAGUUGUCUAAUAAGUAAGCUCAAGAUGAUAUCGAUAACGAUAACGGGACUUGGUAGGAAAUAUUGUUGGCUCAAGUUUCUAAGGUACAUUCUAGGUAAUGCAAAAGUUUUGCAAAACUUAAAUGUUUGCUUGGUUAAUAAUUUGCCUGAACGAGUAGAGCGGAAGUUCUGUAGGUCCUUGUUUAAGCUUCCAAGGAGCUCAUUGACUUGCGAGGUUGUGUUUUUGGGUAGGUUUAUUACAUUAUCAAGUAAUGUUUUCAAAAUCGGAAAGCAUGUCAAUUGUAGGCCAUGGUUGAUUGACAUUUUUUGGUGCUACUUCUGGUCAACCAAAAGACAAUUCAACAUUCAAGCAAACAUAGAAGAUAUGGCUGACUACGUACUAGUCGAUUCCAAUUUAAUUGCUCCAUUCUAA
Molecule: messenger RNA, 1533 nt
Organism: Chenopodium quinoa (quinoa)
Lineage: Eukaryota; Viridiplantae; Streptophyta; Magnoliopsida; Caryophyllales; Amaranthaceae
Product: F-box/FBD/LRR-repeat protein At5g53840-like
Exons: 1
Coding region: 1-1533 (510 amino acids)
Molecular function (GO): protein binding
Source: RefSeq, a predicted model, not a curated record